AUGCUUCAUAGCAAGUCAUUUGUACGCAAAACUAAAAAAGGGUCUGUUAUCAAAGUCAUCAAAGAGCAUUAUCUACGAGAUGACCUGUAUUGUGGAGUACCCAAAUGCAAGCAUUGUCCUUCCACUCAGACAUUGCUCAGUCCAACUCCUCGCACUACAACAGUCGUUUCUAAACAGCACUAUGUAGUACCUGAUACAAAUAUUCUGUAUCAUCAGAUUGAUGUGAUGGAACACUCUGCAUUCGUUGAUGUGAUUGUCUUGCAAACAGUCCUUGAUGAACUUCGUCAUCGCAGCACUCCAGUUUACAAUCGUGUGAGAGCCUUGAUCAACGAACCUACCAGAAGAUUUAUUGUAUUUUGUAAUGAACAUCAUCGUGAAACAUUUAUUCAUCAAGAACCAAAUGAAACACCCAACGAUCGCAACGAUAGAGCAAUUCGAAAAGCGGUUGAAUGGUAUUCAUCACACAUCAAUUCCACCUAUGCUGUAGUUUUAAUCACAGAUGAUAGAGAUAAUCGUAACAAGGCUAUCGAGCAUGGUCUUUUGGCACUAUCGCUUCGUAAAUACGUCGAGUCUAUUCCAGGAUAUCCUGAACUUGUAGACAUGGUCUCAACUCGUGAAGAUGAGGAUGAAAAUACAAUGGAAGUGGAUAAAAAGUUUACGUAUACUGAACAUCUCUCACCCAUUCAACUAUCUGCUGGGUUUAAAUCUGGCGCGUUUCAUCAAGGCGUGCUUAAUAUUAGCACACACAACUUUCUUGAGGUGUGUAAGACGAUUGUGCAGAUUGUUGGUCGAGAUCACUUGAAUCGUGGUGUUCAGGGAGAUGUUGUUGCUCUCCAGAUUUUGCCCAAAUCAGAGUGGCUUGCUGGUAUAUCAUUAGUGAUUGAAGAAGAGGUGGUGGAAGCAGACGAUACAAAUCAAGCCGUGGCUGUUAAAACUGAUAGCAUGAUUUUGGAAAAUAACAAGUUACUGGCUUCGACUGAACCCGAAAGCACGGCUAAACCUACGGCUCGUGUUGUGGGUAUUAUCAAGCGCAACUGGAGACCAUUUUGUGGCACUAUUGAGUCCACUACUGUUCAGACUGCUGCUGAAUCCAUCAAUACUCAAAUGCAAUCAGUAUUUUUUUGGGCGUUGGAUAAACGUAUCCCAAAAAUUCGCAUUCGAACCAGACAGGCUCAGCAUUUGGUAGGAAAGCGUAUUGUAGUUGCCAUGGACUCUUGGGCAAAAAACUCCAGGUAUCCAUCUGGCCACUAUGUUCGUACUCUUGGAGAUGUUGGUGAUCGUGCAACUGAAACCGAAGUGUUGUUGUUGGAGCAUGAUGUACCCUAUGCACCAUUUUCCCCACUUGUGUUGCGAUUUUUACCUGAAGAAGGAGAAUCUUGGGUUGUUAGGGAUGAGGAACAUCUUGAAGGACGUGAGGACUUUCGCACAUGGGAUGUCUGUAGCAUUGAUCCACCUGGAUGCACUGAUAUUGACGAUGCGCUGCAUGCAAAACAAUUACCAAAUGGAAACUACUCUGUAGGAGUUCAUAUUGCUGAUGUGAGUCACUUUGUCAAGCCUGACAACGCCAUGGAUCUCGAGGCUCGACGACGCGGAACCACCGUGUAUUUGGUAGACAAGCGUAUUGAUAUGCUUCCAAGCUUACUUGGAACAAAUCUGUGCUCUUUGAGAUCAAAUGUUGAUCGACUUGCUUUUUCGUGUCUAUGGGAAAUGUCGCCUUUGGCUGAAGUUAUCAGUGUCCGCUUCACCAAAAGUGUCAUUCGAUCAAAAGCAUCUCUCACCUAUGAUGAAGCGCAAGCAAGACUUGAUGAUGUGAAAAUGACGGAUCCUGUAUCUACUGGUAUCAGAAUACUUAAUUCUUUGGCCAAGCAAUUGCGGGCGAAGCGAAUGGCAGCUGGUGCAUUGACUCUUGCCUCACCAGAAGUUCGAUUCAAGAUGCAAAAUGAUUCACAAGAUCCUGUAGAUGUUGAGCUAAAGGAGUUGAAGGAUACAAAUGCCCUUGUUGAAGAAUUUAUGCUUCUCGCAAAUAUCUAUGUUGCUCGCAAAAUAUAUGAUAGUUUUCCCGAGUGUUCAAUGCUGCGUCGCCAUCCCAAACCUCCUGCAACCAACUUUGAAGAUCUAGCCAAAGCACUCGAGCCUCUCAAUAUUGAGUUGGAUCCUACAACAUCAAAGACGCUUGGAGACUCGUUGGAUAAGGCUGUUGUGCCUACUGAUCCCUAUUUUAAUCAGCUUGUGCGUAUUAUGACCACGCGGUGUAUGAUGCAAGCUGUUUACUUUUGUUCUGGAACUGUUGCUCAGCCCGAUUUCUGGCAUUAUGGUCUUUCCACUGAUAUUUAUACGCAUUUCACCUCGCCCAUUCGUCGGUAUGCAGAUUUGGUUGUGCACCGCCUGCUUGCUGCAUGCAUUGGAUAUGAUAAGACAUAUGCAUCUGAGCUAACUGAUAAAUCCAAAGCCAAAGAAAUGAGUGAUGUUCUCAACUAUCGUGGUCGUAUGGCUCAGCAAGCAUCACGAUCUUCUGCAGAGCUUUAUACCAACCUUUAUUUCAAGAGUAAGAGUAUUGUUGCAGAUGCAUAUGUGAUCCGCGUCAUGAAAAAUGGUUGGUCUGUGCUGAUUCCGGCCUAUGGCGUGGAGGGUCUUGUUAACAAGAGAGCAAAGACCAAAGCAACUACAGCCAAAACACCAUCUCCACCUUUGACUGCAAAUCCUAUUAAACUGUUUGAUCGUGUACGUGUACGUGUAUCAGUUGAGGAAGCUGGUGUAGCUCACGCACAACGCAGUAAGUUGGUAUUGAGACUUGUAUCAGAAUCUGAAGCCAUGGACACGACUGCUUAA
Molecule: messenger RNA, 2829 nt
Organism: Batrachochytrium dendrobatidis JAM81
Lineage: Eukaryota; Fungi; Chytridiomycota; Chytridiomycetes; Rhizophydiales
Exons: 13
Coding region: 1-2829 (942 amino acids)
Biological process (GO): rRNA catabolic process
Cellular component (GO): cytoplasmic exosome (RNase complex); nuclear exosome (RNase complex)
Molecular function (GO): endonuclease activity; 3'-5'-RNA exonuclease activity; RNA binding
Source: RefSeq, a predicted model, not a curated record